Pieris napi is the source of this 687-nucleotide messenger RNA. RefSeq names its product UPF0547 protein C16orf87 homolog. The coding region runs from base 208 to 675 and encodes 155 amino acids. NCBI's taxonomy places the organism in Eukaryota, Metazoa, Arthropoda, Insecta, Lepidoptera, Pieridae. The transcript has 4 exons. The record is from RefSeq and is a predicted model, not a curated record.
GCCUUGAGUUGCGGACUGCGGUUGUUGUUAUUUUAAUUAAUUAUAACUUAUGAAUGUAUGUUAUUCAAUAUUUACACAAUAAAUAUUAUAGGUAUAUAAAUGUAUGGAUUAACUUCGCAAUCUAGUUAGCUGCCUACAUUUUUUUAAAAUUAUAAUUCGCGCGAAUUUUCUAAAAUGCUGUGGCACUGAGAAUAUGCAGGAACAACAAUGGGUAAAAAUAAGAUGAUAGCAAAGAGCUGUCCCAAAUGUGAAAUGCAGGUAGCUGUUGCAUCAAAAUCUUGCAAAUGUGGCCACACAUUCUUUGCAUCACGCCGUGGAGCGGAUACGCUCCCGCCAGUUGACGAUAUAAGAAGGCGUACUGGUAGGGUAAAAAGGACCCAGCCACAGUAUUAUGAUGCGCAGGAUUAUCAAAAGCAAAAAAGAAAGUCUCCAAAGAAAAGAUCUCUUGAUGAUGAUGAUUAUAAGAAGGACAAAACUGAAUCUGGUGAGUCUACGGCAAGGGCCAGACGUCGCAGAGCUUUACGUAGGGCUACAAAGCGUGUGCCUCAACAAUCUGAACGUACAAGGGACCCUACGCCGCAGUUAAGACCUGCUCAAAUUGCAAGAUGUCAGCUCAUAUUAUCAGAGAUUAAUAGAAAAAUGAAAGCUGUUACAUGGCAACCACCAUCAGAUUAGUUAGUAAAUAUU